AUUCAUUAUUUCGCGUGCAUGCUGCAUGUGCUACGUACAGCUAGCUCUUUCACACACAGAUUUCAUCGCGUUAUCAGAUUGAGAAGCAUUGCACACGUGAAAGCUCGACAUUUAAACCGUUUUUUUACUCAUAAGUUGAAUGACACAUCCAUCCAAGAUGCCUGCUGCAGUCAAGGACUCGCCAAACAAGAUCUUUGUUAGCAACCUUCCCAAGACAUGGGAUGAGGGCAGAAUGGAGAAGUUGUUUGAAACCUUCGGCAAAAUUAGUCAAGUUAAUCUGAUGAAGAACAAAGAGUCUGGAGAUUCACGAGGGUUUGGCUUCAUCACAUUUGACACAGCAGAGGAUGCCAACGAUGCUAUCCAGGGCAUGAAUGGCAAGGAUGUUGAAGGUGUCCAGCUGAAGGUAGAUGCUGCGCUCAAAUCUCUACACUCUGGCGGAGGAGGUGGCAUGGGCGAUAGGGGCGGCCGAGGGGGCUUCAGGGGUGGCCGAGGAGGCUUCCAGAGAGGAAGAGGCGGACCCCUUAUGCGUGGAGGUCCAAUGGGGGGAUUCCCCCCAAGAGGAGGCCCAAGGGGCGGUUUCAUGCCAAGGGGGCGUGGUGGCCCUUACUCAAGGGGAGGGUACGGCGGAGACCGUGACUCCGGUUUUGAUGGAGGACCACCUUCCAGAGGAAUGGGGCGUGGCCGAUAUGAUGGACCACCGAGGGGUGGACCACCAAGGGGAGGACCAAGGGGCGCAAUGAGAGGAUCGCCUAGGGGUGCACCCAGAGGAGCUCCUAGGGGACGUGGAGGACCAGGAAGGCCACUGAUCGAUAGACCCCCAAUGGAGGAGAUGGACCAGGAUGCAGGCUACAACGCACCUAGAGGAAGCAGACCUCUACUUGGUAAAGAGCCCCUGUUACAGGACCCAGGAGCACCAGAAUUCAGACAAGCGAGGGAGCCCCUCGGACAUCCGAUGGAGAGACCUCAAGAAGGAUAUCGAAAUUCGCAACAGCGUAGGCCUGGCAUGAAUCCCGAUCAUCGGCAGCAGUGGUCCAACAAUGGCCGGAAUGGUGGUGGGUAUUCCGAUGGUGGUUUGCUUCCGACUCGCCAAGCGCAGUGGGACAGUGCACCCGUCAGACGAGAGCAGGAACCACUCAUGCGUGACAGAGAGGCUCGAGCUCCACCUCCAAUGGAACGUCUUACAGCUGAGCGCCCUCGCUCAUCCUUCCCACCAGAGCGUGAAGCAAGCUACGGCGGCGGCCGAGGUGGUGGUGCUGCUGCUUCAACUCAGUAUGGAGAGGAGAGCUACGGUGGAGGAGGAGCCCGAGGUGGCGCCGCCGGACGUGGUGGUGGUGGUGGCCGGGAGGAGUUUGGCCAGAGCCGCGGGGGAGGAGCCAGCUCCUACGACUACCAGGCUGAGUCCAGACCAACCAGGGCAGAGUAUGGGGCUGCGGCCUCUGCUGAUCCUCUCUUCAGGUCUAGGGACCCGUACGGCGCUGCUAACAGUGACCCAGCACCAGCUCGCCAGACCAGGGACAGCUUCAUGGAACGAGACUAUGCGCCCCCAGCACGAAGCGCCGACCCUUACGGUGCUGCACCAUCUGCCGCUGCAUCUCGUGGAUAUGGAGCCCGAGAGCCCGCCCUUCCCCGUGAUGCCCCACUGUCACGCGAAGCACCACGAGGGCGCGACCCCCUCCCGUCCAGGGACUACGCCCCUCCCGCCCGCAGCCAGAGGGAUUAUGCUGAACCGAGGCGUGAAGAGACCGUGAGGGAUUACGCCAGGGGAGGAGCCGGCGGUGGCGGCGUCGGCGGAGCCAGGGGAGGUUACGCUGAUGAAAGGCCAGCGGCUUCUUCUUUUGCUUCAAGAACCUUUGAAGACUAUGAUAAAGCCAGUAGCCGUGGAUACGGAGCUGCUUCUGACAGCUUUGGCGCUGCCAGGGACCCUGCUGGAAGUACGUCCAGCUCAAGAUCGGCCUAUGCCUCCCGCGAUCCGUACCCAAGUGGGCGUGGCGGCGAUCGUGCCGAAAAGCCCGGGUACGGGGACCCCUUCAGAUCCGCACCCCAAUCCUCCUCCUAUGGGGGUCGCUCCGCCCCCUCCGAUAGAAAUGGGGGCGGGGGCGGCCGCCCGUACAGCCGAUAUUAGACCACAAGAAAGCAGUUUGAAUGUGGGAGAAAAAUUGUAGAAUAAUGCCUAUCCAUGUAGGCCAAGUGAAAACAUCCUUUGGGCAUUCGUUGAAGAAUGAUUUGUAAAUAGGAAUGCAUUUUUAUGCGAUGCAUCUACCAUAAUCAGUGAAUAUACUGUUGUUGACCAUAUGUGUAUCUCGUGAUGUUCCUAGUGUUAUGGAAUCCUACAAUGGGUGUAUUGAUUGUCCGGAAAGGAUUUUAUAUUGGACUACAUUGAGAGGAUAGUUUUUAAUAUUUGAGAUACUGUACAGUCUUGCAACUUAUUUGUAAAGUUUUAAGGGUGAUUACAUUUUUUCACAUAGCAAAGAGGUUUAUUAGCAAAAUUAAUGGAAUUACUACCACAGUAAUGUCAAUCUCAAACCUGUUGAAAACAGUAAUAAUGGUGUAUCUGAAAACUAUGUCUUCAAGAGCAUGAAUAAUGGUAAUCUACUUUCUACACACAACAAAAAAUAAAAUGAAGCUUGAUGGAUUGAAAUAAACCCCAGGGAAUUUGCUAAUGUGGGGUAUAUAUAAUUGUUUUCUAAGGUCAAGACAGUCAUCCAAGUCUUAUGCAUUUAGAAUUGAGAGAGGAGAGAAAAAGAAAGCAGAAAUAUAAUUUCCAACAGAAUCUUUUUCAACCAUUACUCCAAAUAAAAGCAUCAUUAAAACAAUUUUUUUUAAAUAAGAAGCACCCCCCCCCCCCC
Strongylocentrotus purpuratus (purple sea urchin) is the source of this 2846-nucleotide messenger RNA. RefSeq names its product RNA-binding motif protein, X chromosome. The record is from RefSeq and is a predicted model, not a curated record. Gene Ontology annotation, molecular function: RNA binding. The transcript is spliced from 15 exons. Lineage: Eukaryota; Metazoa; Echinodermata; Echinoidea; Camarodonta; Strongylocentrotidae. Bases 140 to 2122 code for a protein of 660 amino acids.